Striga asiatica is the source of this 1469-nucleotide messenger RNA. The record is from the annotation of a GenBank genome assembly. NCBI's taxonomy places the organism in Eukaryota, Viridiplantae, Streptophyta, Magnoliopsida, Lamiales, Orobanchaceae.
UAUGGUCCUUUAGAUUCUUUAAUUAUUGUUUUCUGUUUUUCAGUCUUGCAUUGUUCAUUUUCCAUUUUCAUAGUUAUUUUAGUUUUUUUAGAGUUUUCGAGCUUCCCAACUUGCAUUUGUCUUUGUUUCUUAAUUUUCACAGAAGCACCGAGAACCACCCGAACUGCCUUGCAACUUGAAAACAGAGGUCGACCGAAUUAGCAACCUACCUUGCCACAUCAUCGACAAAAUCCUAUCCCACUUACCAAUUCGAGACGCUGUCCGAACGAGCGUUUUGUCAAAAAAGUGGAGAUACAAAUGGGUCACCCUUCCUUCCCUCGUCUUCGACAAUCAACCCUCCCUAAUCUCAACUCACGACACGAACCUCGUGAAAAACAAAUUAGUCAACAUCAUUGACCAUGUCCUUUUACUCCACACGGGCCCCAAAGAAAAAUUCAAGCUUUCAAUUCGAGAUCUUCAAGGCGUUAGUGAUAUCGACAGGUGGAUACUAUUUCUCUCGAGAGGCUCUGUAAAAGAAUUAAUACUCGAGAUAUGGAAAGGCCAUAGGUACAAGCUUCCUUCCUCGAUAUACUCGUGUCAAAAGCUUAUCCAUUUGGAGCUCUUUAACUGCCUCUUGAAGCCGCCUCUUAAUUUCAACGGGUUUAGAAAUUUGAAGAGCCUCGACUUGCAGCAUAUCACGAUGGACCAGCUGGCGUUUGAGCACAUGGUUUUAAGCUGCCCUCUGCUCGAGCGACUGACUCUGAUGAACUUUGAUGGUUUUGUCCUUCUGAACAUACGAGCGCCGAAUCUGCUUUUCUUUGAUGUCGGGGGCGUUUUCGAGGAAGUCAGUUUUCAGGAUACUUUCAAUUUGUCUGUUGUGUCCAUCGGUUUGUAUGCGAAAACCGGAGUCGAACGGAAAGUGGCGUUCGGCAACUCGGGUAAUUUGGUCAAGUUUUUUGCCUGUCUGCCCCACAUUCAGAGGCUUGAGGUGCAAAGCUUUUUUCUGAAGGCUCGUGCAGAGGAACAAGCUAGUGUUGGAACAAAUGCAAACAUCGCGGAUAAUUUACAUAGCUUUUCGUUCAAUAGGCUUCGGGUUAUCAAGAUUGUUGGAAUAUUCGGCACACGACAAGAGUUGGAUUUUAUCAGUUUCAUGCUUGCAAAUGCGCCUGUGCUCGAGAAAAUGACAGUUAAACCGGCAUCAAUGGAUAGCGGGUGGGAGUUGCUCAAGGAAUUGCUUCGCUUUCGACGUGCUUCCACAUUUGCCGAAAUCGUUUAUCUGGAUCCAUAGGCAAGCUACAAAAUCAUCUAUAUCUAUCUAUACAUUAAUAAAGAGAAAGAAGUCUAUAAAUAGGCAUAUUAAAAUUUUCUCGCCAAAUAUUAUUAGUUUAUUUAGAAAUUUUAUUUUUUUUCUUAAUAAAGCUAUAGUUUUCGUGGAAUACCUAAAUUGAAAUAUACUUAUAAUUAUGUUUAAAUUACUAUAAAUUAAUAAU